Molecule: messenger RNA, 3469 nt
Organism: Megachile rotundata (alfalfa leafcutting bee)
Lineage: Eukaryota; Metazoa; Arthropoda; Insecta; Hymenoptera; Megachilidae
Product: FHF complex subunit HOOK interacting protein 2A
Source: RefSeq, a predicted model, not a curated record
UCAAACGAUCUUGAAAUUCCUUUAUGCGAGGCAGAGUAUACAAAAUUAUUCGAUAAACGUUUCGAAGAAAAUACUAUUGUUUCGAUGGAAUAGAAACUUUGAGCAUUAAAGCGUCCGAGUCGAAUUGCAUAACUGAUAUCUAAUGUUUGAUCUAAUCGGUCGCGGUAUUGGCUUGUUUAUGAAAAUCUUAUCAGCAAGCUAUUAAACGAUCUUUAUACUCGAGAUCCAUAAAUUCCUUCGGCUCGCAGACCAAGUCCCCAGAUUUACAAAUUUCUAGAUUCUUCUGAUUCUCAAAUCCCUAGAUCCCCGAAUACAAAAAUCCCUAUCUUCUAAAUUUAAAUUUGUAACCCAUCCUGAAAUCCUGAGAUUCGAGUGGGGGUUUACAUUUGCUCCAAACUGCACAAUACAUGAUCGAGUGCUAUCUGAGCAUUCGAUAAGUCUUGUUUUUCGUCUCCAUAACUUCAGAAGUGCCGCCAAACGAGCUGAAUGCCAUCUGCCGUCGAACACGCGGUAACAAAAGACGUCAAAAAGCCACAGAAGCUUGUCUGUCGCGGACAGUGAGCGAUCGUAGGGUUGAUAAUCGCGUGCGAACGAUGCGAAAUUAUGCAAAAGCAGCGAAGAACAGGGCGAGUUACGGCGGCGAGCGGUGUGCAUAGCGAGAAAUAAUCGUGCUGAGAAUACCGGAAGCCGCAAUAAAAUGAUCAGCGGCAUUCAAAUCGCUCUGAAGAAUGCCAUUGACGUGAUAGCACCGCCAGCCACGCCGCUGCAAGACUUCACCUACCACUGGAAGCAGCUGAUGAACUUCUACGUGAACCACCUGACGGAUUGCAAGGUCCCCAUACAAUCGACGAGCAUACCUCGUCACUUGGACAGGUUGCUGGAGAUACUUCUCGAAGAGGAGAAAGACGAGAAUGAGCCAGGCUCCUGUUUGGAGUACCUGUUCCAGCACAAGUUGCUGGACCUGCUGGCCACCCUAGCCAGCGCUGAAACUCCGCCCGGAAUGAGGACAGUCUGUCUGUCCUUCUUGAGAAAACUGCUAGGAAGAUCCAAGUAUCCUUUGCUGCACCACACGUCCAUCUACGGGCCGGUGCAACGACUUAUAGCUCUGUGCAAUGGAAGUGCACCGUCACCCAUGGAGGCCGAGGAGGUCCAGUUCCUCCUCACCAUUUGUUUCCUGGUUUGCAAAUAUCCGCACGUGACCAGCAUCAUAAACGACGCCCCGUCAAUCUCCAGGCAGAACACGUCGGUCAAGAAGAAUACCGAAAAGAUAGAAGUGGAGAAGGUGACCUAUGUGCCGGCGAAAAAGAACUCCAAUCCCCUGUUCGAACCGCUGGACACCCAAGCGAUCACUCUGAUCAAUCCUAAUUUAUUUAACUCGGAGAACGACAGAAGGAGAUCCCCGUGCUCUAACAAGUCGUCCAGUAAGCCCGACCCGAAUCGAGGGUCAUCUAGUCAGUCGAACGGUUCGAUAUCUUCCAGGGAGACCGAGAACGCCUCGCAGUCCUCUAGUCCUGAGACUCCCAAAUUGAUUUGUGAUAACGGUAGCAACGUUUCGGAGCAAGCUGACCCUCGCGACGAGGUCUCGCACAAGUGCGAAGACACGGCGAUGAUGAACGAGAUCGAUGCGCAUCUGCAGAAUCUUCAGGAUCUGAGGUUGGACGUUGAAUACACAGGAGUUUACGAAGAUACCGCUUGCGUGGAAAGUGAUCGGAGUUCGGGGAAGUCGAGGACGUCGUCGAAAUCGAAAUGCCUUCUGCUGGAUGCCUUGCUGAGUUACAUAAACACCGCGGACAAUACCGUAAGAAUAAGAGCGUGCGAGGGUAUAAUGGUCCUGGCAUCCUUGGACGAUCCACCGUUCGCCCAGAUGAUCGUGAACAGUGACUUAACGACGUUAAUAACGAACAGACUAGAGAAUCUUUUCAACGCGAUUCCAGCGCACGUCGAUCCAACGGAGAUCGACGGAGUGGACGUGACGUGGGGUUUGGAUUCUCCUGCUUGGACGAAGGAGAAGAAGUUCUCCGGAUGCAGACAAGUCGCCGCGUUCUUCAUGUGGUUCGACUACUGCAACCAGCUGAUAAGGGAAGCUUAUCCGGAUGUGGCGGACGCGUUGGCAAAAAGCAUAAGGAUCAACUUCCUGGAGAAGAUCGUGACACCAGCUUUGGCCGACCACCAUGUCGUCCUUAUCACAGCACUGAUUACCAAGUGCUUGAAGGAGUUAACCUCCACCACGCUGUGUACAGAGAUGAGUUACUGGCUAGUGGGUCAAGACAGAGGCCCAGAAAUACCAAAUGUGUGGACGUCACAGGUGCUGCACAGAUUGAUAGACAACUGUUUCACGGACAGCGACGAUCUAACUUUGGAAACGUUGAAGCUGUUCGAGGAAAUGAUAGAAAAACGAAACGAGCAUAUAUUACAUUGUCUGGUGUUGGUGUACUUAUCGACGCGAGGCUAUUACGACAACACGGCUGCGGAUAGCGCGAUCGCGUCGUGGAGCGACGAGGAAGACGAGAGAGAAAGAGAGAAAAAGGGCUCGUUGGAUCUCUCCUACGAGCAAAGUCACAGCCGAACACUGGCACCCAGUAAUAUUCACAGAAUUGUAAAUUGCUUCCUGUCUCUGAUUCCGGGAUAUCUUCAAACGGACACGGACGUGAAUAAUUACGAGCGAUACAUGGCCGACCUGGAGAGGCAAUAUUCGAGCGUGUUAACGGAUUGUUCGCUGAUGGCGUGGCCAUUGGAAGCGGUCAGCGUCGACGACUCCGCGAGCUCUGACUCCAGACCGGAAGCUGAUCACUGUUCCGUACGGUUCUACAUGGGACCGUUUAUGGCGAUGCUGUUCGAUAAGGUUGCCAACAUACCCAGACAAAAAUACGAGAUCAAUCUUCAACUGACCGUGGUGAUCUCGAGGCUGGCACUCUUACCACAUCCGUACCUGCAUGAAUUCUUAUUAAAUCCACUGCUACCGUUGGCACCAGGCACAAAAAACUUGUUCGCUUGCUUGCAAAGAGUCGUCAAGCAGCUGGUAAACGAGGUACCAAAGACACCGGCUCACAAGCAGAUACUGAAGGAGACGCGAGAACGAUUGCUCGAGGACUGUUCUCACGAUGGGGAGAAGGAGAAUAUCCUGUUCGAAAGCGUGAUCGUGACGGAAGAGUUUUGCAAAGAGUUAGCCGCGAUAGCGUACGUCAAGUACCAUCAUUCUAUGUGAUAAUCGAUAUCAAAGAGAAUAAUGUAAAUUUUAAGGAUAACUAAUUGUAAUAUCACGGCCGAGUCAUUUACUUAAACGUCGUUCUAGAUACGCUUAAAUAGAGAAUUGUUUUUUCUUCUUUUGUGAUCGAUAUUUGUAACAUACCUGAACUUACUGAUAAGUAUAGGGAAUAUUAUAUAUAUUAAUGUUAAUAUUUGCAACCGACUUAUUUGCACGAUUCAAUUUGUGACUCUAAUAAAGAAAACAUCGAAAAUUGUGUUUCAA